Mercurialis annua (annual mercury) is the source of this 1870-nucleotide messenger RNA. Its product is annotated as GRAS family protein RAM1-like. Gene Ontology annotation, molecular function: DNA-binding transcription factor activity; sequence-specific DNA binding. Gene Ontology annotation, biological process: regulation of DNA-templated transcription. Gene Ontology annotation, cellular component: nucleus. The transcript has a single exon. The record is from RefSeq and is a predicted model, not a curated record. NCBI's taxonomy places the organism in Eukaryota, Viridiplantae, Streptophyta, Magnoliopsida, Malpighiales, Euphorbiaceae. Bases 330 to 1838 code for a protein of 502 amino acids.
AAACAUGCAUUUUGCUUAAGAAUUUCCAUUAUAUUGAAUAUGCUUUGUCUUCUUGACCUAUGACACCGAUUCUUGAGUAUAAAAUAUGCCCACAUCUCUCUUUUCUCUCUAGAUCUCUCUUGUUCUUUCUCAUGGAAUUUAAGAAAAAAAAUGUCCAACUUUUUGCUAUAUAAUCUUUGGUCUUAUUCUCAUGUGAAGACAUAAUGGAAUAUCUAUGAGUUAUAUUCCCAUUGAUCCCCCACUUCUUCUUCAAUAAAACCUCAACUCUUUACCAUCAAACUCUCAUCUUUUUUUUGGUCUAGACCUCAUUUCAUUUUCUCUGCGCAUCAAUGGAAGAUAUUCUAGAAGAAGAGGAGGAGCUUUUGAGUCUUAACCUGGCAAUCGUUACCGAUUAUUCGGCCGGCAACGUGCGGAAACGGAAGAGAUCGACGAUCAUAAAAGCACUUUUCGAUCCCAUGAAUGAUCAUUCUAACUAUGAAGAAGAAGGAAAAAUCUUCAAGUUACUUCAAAUGAGAGAAAAAAUGAUGAAACCACAUCCAGAUCAUAAAAGAAAAGGUACUUUAAUUGUUGAUGAUCAUGAUCAUGAUCAUCAAGCUGAUGAUCAUGGGAAAGGGCUCCACUUGAUUCAUUUGCUUCUUAUUACAGCAACUUCAGUUGAUGAUAAUAAUGUUACGACAGCUUUACAGAAUUUAACUGAAUUAUAUCAAAGUGUUUCUUUAACAGGAGAUUCUGUUCAAAGGGUUGUUGCUUAUUUUGCCGAUGGAUUGGCUGCUCGGCUUCUAACACGAAAAUCACCGUUUUUUGACAUGAUCAUGAAGAAUCCUACUAGUGAUGAAGAGUUUUUGGCUUUUACAAAUCUUUAUCGCGUCUCUCCGUACUAUCAAUUCGCUCAUUUCACUGCGAAUCAGGCGAUUCUUGAAGCUUUCGAAAAGGAAUUAGAAGAAGAAGAACAGAGUAAUAAUAAUAAUACUAAUAGUCGUGCAUUGCACGUUAUCGAUUUUGAUGUUUCCUACGGAUUUCAAUGGCCGUCUUUGAUACAGUCAUUGUCGGAGAAAGCGAGUAUUGCCAAUCGAAUUUCGCUUCGAAUAACGGGUUUUGGAAGAAAUUUAGAAGAAUUACAAGAAACUGAGAGUAGAUUAGUUAGCUUCUCCAAAGGGUUUCGAAACCUAGGGUUUGAAUUUCAAGGGUUAUUGAGAGGGUCAUCCAAGAAUUUGAUCACGAUGAUCAAUAACAUUAAUAAUCUAAAGAAAAAGAAGAAGAACGAAACGGUGGCAGUGAAUUUAGUUUUUCAUCUAAAUACUAAUUUAAUGAACGAAUUUUUGAAACUAUCCGACACAUUAAAAUCGAUACAUUCGCUUAACCCUUCGAUUGUUACAUUAGUCGAGCAAGAAGGUCACCGAAACACUCCAAGAAGUUUCUUAUCAAGAUUCAUGGAAUCGCUACAUUACUUCGCGGCCAUGUACGAUUCUCUAGACGACUGUCUUCCGUUAGACAGUUUAGAACGGUUAAACAUCGAGAAGAAUCAUCUUGGUAAAGAAAUCAAAGCGAUGCUUAACUACGAUGAAGAUGAUGUGAUCGGAAACUACGAGAAAAUGGAGAUGUUGAAAGGAAGAAUGGAGAGCCAUGGAUUUGGAGGGAUGAAAUUGAGUUCAAAAUCUUUGAUUCAAGCUAAGUUGCUUCUGAAAAUUAGAACAAAUCGUUGUCCUAUUGAUCAAUUUAAUGGAGAAAAUAGUACUUGUAGUGGAUUUAGGAUUUUUGAAAGAGAUGAUGCCAGAGCAAUUUCUUUAGGGUGGCAAGAUAGGAUCUUACUUACGGCCUCUGCAUGGCGUUGUGUAUGAUAUGCAAUUUACGAAUCAAAUUUUAUUCUAUA